Messenger RNA from Bactrocera oleae (olive fruit fly), 3904 nucleotides. Its product is annotated as very long chain fatty acid elongase 7. Gene Ontology annotation, molecular function: fatty acid elongase activity. Gene Ontology annotation, cellular component: endoplasmic reticulum membrane. The record is from RefSeq and is a predicted model, not a curated record. Gene Ontology annotation, biological process: fatty acid elongation, monounsaturated fatty acid; fatty acid elongation, polyunsaturated fatty acid; very long-chain fatty acid biosynthetic process. NCBI's taxonomy places the organism in Eukaryota, Metazoa, Arthropoda, Insecta, Diptera, Tephritidae.
UUUUCUUAUAUGUUUGAAUUAUCUGUAAAAAAUAAAAUUGAAAUACUUUUCCCAUUCGUAAUAAGUUAUUUUGCUUGCGUGUUUCUAUGCGCUCUUUAUUUCAACUUCGGCUACGUUUACUGACAGCUGUCAAGAUCUGAGUGUGCGUGCACGUGUGCGUGUAAAGUGAGCGGAGUGUUUGGUCGCGCUGCCUGUAUUUAACAUCAAUUUAAAAUAAGCUAGUUGCGGCCAAUUUGGUUCGAGUUGAAUUUUAGCCACUGUGAAGAUCGGUCCAACACUGAGUAGCACUUAGUGCGCGCGUUAUUUUUUCAAUUUCUGCGGUUUAAUUUCGGUCAUUGACAGUUUUCAUUCAAUUUUCGUGUGCAUUUCUAGUGUAUCCAAGAAGGCAAAAAGUAACGACCGCUGUUAGUUAACAACUACCAGCGCCCCGCCCGCAACAACAAACGCCAACAAUAGCUUGUGUGCAUCCUAUUAAUUCGAUCUGAGCAAUUAUCAGCUUUAUAUCCGUUGUGUGUUGAUUACUUAAAGUUUGGCAACUGAGCAAUAAUUACUAAAAGCUAAAAAAAAUAAACAAAUAACAACAAAAAAAAAACAAAAACAAAGCGCACAUCAAAAUGGCUGUUAUACUACAUGAAGUUUACGACUGGUACAGAGAUCUCAUGGACAAUCGAAGUGAUCCACGUGUCAAAGAGUGGCCCAUGAUGUCAUCGCCAUUCCCCACCUUAGUAGUCUGCGUAUUCUAUGCCUACUUCAGCAAAUCGCUUGCGCCGCGUCUGAUGGCGAAGCGAAAAGCGUUGGAUCUGCGCAAAAUACUCGUCUACUAUAAUCUAUUUCAGACAAUAUUCAGCGCGUGGAUUUUCUAUGAGUACUUAAGAAGUGGCUGGUGGGGUAAUUACAGUUUCAAAUGUCAGCCCGUCGAUUACUCCAACAAUCCAAUGGCAUUGCGUAUGGCACGUACUUGUUGGUGGUAUUACAUUUCAAAAUUCACAGAGUUCUUUGAUACGCUAUUCUUCAUCUUACGCAAGAAAAAUGAACACGUAUCAACGUUGCAUGUCAUUCAUCAUGGCUGCAUGCCCUUCUCCGUAUGGAUGGGCAUGAAAUUUACGCCAGGCGGUCACAGCACAUUCUUCGCGCUGCUCAAUACCUUCGUACACAUUGUCAUGUACUUCUAUUAUAUGAUCGCCGCAAUGGGUCCCAAAUACCAGAAAUUCAUCUGGUGGAAGAAAUACCUAACCACCUUCCAAAUGGUACAAUUUGUCGCCAUUUUCACGCAUCAGUUUCAGUUGCUCUUCAGAGAGUGCGAUUAUCCCAAAGGCUUUAUGGUUUGGAUUGGUCUGCAUGGCAUUAUGUUCCUGUUUCUAUUCUCUGACUUUUAUAAAGCCAAGUACACAAAUGCACGUGCCCGUAGCGCGGCGGUGAAGGCCAACACAAAUGGUUAUACCAAACUACCUGCGUCGAAUGGCAAAUGCAUACCAGUCAGUGAUGAUGAUUUAUCCAAUCAUUUGGUGGCGUCCAACAACAAUAAGGGUGCUUGCAUGCCCGUUAUGGACGAGGAAGCCGAGAGCAUCCAGCCCAAUCAUCACUUCACCAAUGGCUAUAAGAAUGGCUACGCUAACGGUCAUGCCUUUAAAGAAGGCGAUGGUGUGCUAUCCACCAACGAUGCUAUACUCAAUCCGGACAGCAGUAGCUCUAGUCUACACCAGCGAAAAGUCAAAUAAAGCAUAAAGUGUAACAAACGAAAGCAGAAAUAACCAGCAAAGAAUAGUUAGCACUUAAGCAUAUAUUAAUAACAAAAAACCAACAACAAAAAACCCAUACACACAAAAAAAUUGAUUAUUUUUUAUAUAUACAUAAAUUAUAUAUUUAAUAAUUUAAAUCGAGUAAAUAUGGAGCUUAUAUAUAUAUAUAUAUAUAUAUAUAUAUGUGUAUAUUUAAAAGUUGGAAAAGGAAACACAAGAAUUAAUUAUAAUUAAAAUACUAUACAUUAUAGCAGCAACAAAGAAGAAUAUGUUCUAAGGUCAAGUACAUUUGUACAUACAUACAUACAUUUAUUUCUAGACAUAAUCUAGUAUCACCAAGUUGUUCAAACAAUUUGCAGUAGAUAUGUAUGUAUUUAAUGCAAAAGAAACAAAGAAAAGAAAGCAAAACAAAGCGAAAUGCAGAAAACAUAUGUUUCAUUUAGGCAAACAAAAACAACACAAAAAGCAAAAAUCAAAUAAAAACCCCAUAGAUUUUAUUUAAGUACAUUUAUUAGAUAUAGAAGAGCAUUAAUUGCGCGCCGCUUUCUUGUAGAUUGAGAAGGAGUAAGGAGGGAAAGUAAAAGCGAAGUCAAACAAUUUAUUGUUAUAAAUUUGUAAGCAUUCAAACGGUGUUUUACAUCAUGCACACGCAUAAAUUAUGCAAAAAAAAAAAAUCACAUAUACCUAUAUAUGUACAUACAUAUGUGAAGAAACAGAAAAAUGCGAAUCUUAAAGUUUUACACAAACUUGGCAACAACAGGGAAAUAAAUAAUAUAAUAAAAUGGACGUCUACAAAAACUAUUGUUAAUAUUGCGACAACUACCGAAUACUAAUAUUAUACAUAUACUACAAAAGCAACAAGUACUACUAUCAAGCGACACUACUACCACCAAAAAAGUUACAAUUAAAAUUCUAAUUUUUUUUUAUUAAACUCUACUACUUUAUAGUGCAGUUAUGCGCGUAAAUUAUGCUGUUGCAUGCGUGCACCUCUCAACCAUUGCGAUUGUUGCGCAAUUAGAGCAAUGUUACGGCGCCCAUGCGCAGUGUGCGUUUGUAUACAUUUACCUACCAAUAACUUAGACUUAUGUAAAUGUAUUUAUAAAGCGUUAAUAAUGUAAAUUUUUUAUAUAUCCAGAAAAUAAAAGUUCGAAAAAGUAACAAAAACAAAAAAAAAAAUAACAAUAACAAACAACAAUGUCAAGUACACUGAUAGCACAGCAUUUUAUGUAUUUGUUGCAAAAUUUAAGAGGAGAAAAAGAAAAAAUGAAAAUCAAAUAAGCAAACGAUAUUUUGUAUAGAAACGGGGGAGGUAUUCUAUUUUGUGGACAAAUAAGUAACUGAAGAACAAACUAUAUUUAUAAAUAUGUAUGUAUAUGCCUAUAAAUAUUUACAAAUAUCUCUACUUAGUUAGCUGCGUCCUAUUAAACAAUAUACUCGUUGUACAUAUAUAUAUGUAUUUAUAUACUACAAUACAUGACAGACAGUGCGUGCGUAUGUGUAUAGUAAAAGCAUAAGUGCGAGUAUGUAUAUAUAAAUAUGUAUGUAGAUAGCAAGAAUGGAUUUUACAUUUGUAGAUAAAUUAAUGCUUAAGCGCUAUUGUUCGUUUAUUCUUUGUAUUUUUAUUAAAUCAAAGUGAAUGUAAUGUAAAACUUAACUGUUAUUUAGCAAGAAAUUUUACGAAAUUAUUAAUUAUAACUCAUUAGUUUUUGUUGCAUUUUUUGCUUUUCGUUUCAUAUGACGUGCGUUAACGGUAGUUUUUGGUUUUACUUUGCAAAUAUAUUUUCGGAAUUUGUAUUUUUCACAAACACGUAAAAGGCAAUAGUUUAUAUACAUACAUAUAUACGUUUAUAUAUACUAUAUUAUAUUAUUCUCCUUUUGCAAGGGUUACUGGUAGUCAAAUUUUGUUUGUAUAUUCUUUGUUCAAAAUAUGUAUGUAUAUCGCGUAAUUUUCAUUCAAAACAAAAAAUAAAAAGAAAUUCUCUUUUAUACAACACAAACAUAUAACAUUCACAUACGAGUAGAUAUGUAUUGCUACGCUUAAUUAUUAUUUGCAUACUUUUGUAAGGUUAAUGUGCCUAAUGUGUCUACUUUAUAAUGUACUUUUGUAAAGUUACUUAGUGUAAUUCUGUUUCUUUGAAUAAACUCAUGAAUCCAUACAAAUCGAA